Molecule: messenger RNA, 1350 nt
Organism: Rhinocladiella mackenziei CBS 650.93
Lineage: Eukaryota; Fungi; Ascomycota; Eurotiomycetes; Chaetothyriales; Herpotrichiellaceae
Exons: 1
Coding region: 1-1350 (449 amino acids)
Biological process (GO): regulation of DNA-templated transcription
Molecular function (GO): DNA-binding transcription factor activity, RNA polymerase II-specific; zinc ion binding
Source: RefSeq, a predicted model, not a curated record
AUGAUUGGCCCGACAAGACAGAAGGCCUUCUCCCACAAAGUUCGCACCGGCUGUAUCACCUGUAAACGUCGUCGGGUGAAAUGCGAUGAAGGCAAGCCUUAUUGCCAAACCUGCUUGAAAGGCAAACGCCGAUGUCUGGGAUAUGCGGUGCCUAAAGCGAACAUCUUCACCGUGGCAACUCAAAAGAAACAAGCGAAUCGGCCACCCAGCCCUCCAUGGCCGGGUGUUGAUGGAAAUCCAAUCCUGUUGUUAGCCCCUCGAAUUCACUUUGGCACGCAAGAAGAAAAUCGAUCACUGGAGCACUGGCUUCUCAAGACAUCCCCGAUGUUGUCUCACUACGGGCCCAUGGGCGACUUCUACACCGCGGUCGUACCUCGAUUUGCCUGGCAAUCGCCUGUUAUCAAGCACAUGCUUCUCUCGCUCUCUCUGACCCAUGAAAAGUUUGUGAGAGGCGUGACUUUGGCUUCCGCCGACAUGACUUCGAGAGCGGUGUCCCACUACAUCGCGGCCAUCACGGCGAUCAGGAAAACCAACCCUCCAAUCUUACACGUCCUGAUCGCCUCGCUUAUUGCCUGGACCAUGGAAAUGAUGCAGAACGACUUUACCGCCGCCGAAAUUCAUCUGCAAGCGACGCUCACGCUCUUGCGGCAGUACGAGCCACUGCAAUGGCGCGACGGCACACAAAUGCUGGUGCAGGACUCCCUCAAACCGACAUCCAUGCUGGCCAAGGGCUUGACGGCGAUUGUCCUUCGUAAGGGUCCCACCACAGAAGAGAUCCAACCCGACUAUCGUGACCAUAUAUACUCGCCCUGGACCGGACUGCGACUGUCUUCCAUCCCCGAAGCGAGGCUGGUGAUAUGUGACUACAUUGAAAGAAUUGCGCGCAUAACCGAGGGCCGGGAGAAAGUGGACUACACGAUCGACGACGUCGAGAUAUUGCUCAGUCGCUGGUUUGACAGCGUCCGCAAAUGGGAUCAAGAGUCCACGACCACCGCCAACCUGACGGCACUGGUUCUCCUGUUCAAUGUGGGCAUGGCUCUGCUUCCAGGUUCGGAUGUCGCAGGAUUCAGCUAUGCCAUGAAUCCCAACAUCAUAGACUACGUCGUUGACCGCAUAUCUCUUCUCCUGAGCUUGAGGGAUAGGAUCCCCUCGGGGGAGGAUAAGGAUGAUCUUUUAGAAACGGUGACACUGGUCCUCUCUUUUGUGAUUCGUUUCUUCCCUGACGCUCGAAGUCAUGCUCAAGCCUUGCGGAACCUGAAACAAGUCUCUCUUCUCAAGGCAGCCUUUCCAAUUCGGUCGUUGACUCCGAAGUGGCCAACUAGUGUGCUGGGUGUUGGAUAUGAAGAUUAA